AGCUGGAUUGCUCGACGUCAGUCAUCAGUCAUCACUAUCACCAUAUUCAGUAGCAGUGGUGUAAACUUCCUUUGGACGUUGUGGUUAUGAGAUACACAUUUCCAACAAUUCUUAAUUGGAUUUUUCGUCCGAAGGGAUUCAGAGCAUAAAGUAAGUGCUAUGGGGAACACACUCAAGUCUGUAUGCGACGCUAAGGACAACCUGGAAGAUCACCAUGUUAGAGCAGCCCUCCAAGAAGACAAAGGUAAAGGAACCACCCUGAUGGCUUGGGGUUUGGAAGAUUUCACAGAGAGAGGUGACCAUUAUAUAGAUGUCAUAAGUGGCCUAUACGUCAGAUAUGGGAAAGGCAACACUCAGAAUGAUGAGACUUACAUAGUCAAACUCAGUGCCCCUCAGGCUACCAAAGCACUGAGGGAUAUGGUCGCACAGGGAAACAAGAAGGAAAUUUUAUUCUACAGAGAACUUCUUCCUGCCCUGAACUCGGAGCUUAUAAAAGUGGGUUUGAAUCCACUCUUAACACCGCAGUGCCUUUAUGCCAACCAAGUUUCUGAAAACUCUGUACUGAUACUAACUGACCUACGUUCCAGAAAUUUCAAGAAAUUUCAUGGGAAAAACUGCUUAGAUAUUCCUCAUACACGUCUGAUCCUUCAAGAGCUGGCCAGAUUUCAUUCCAGUUCUCUACUGCUGAAAGCUGCUCAAGGACCACAGUUUGUGUCUAAGUAUGACUUUUUGGAUAAAGAAUGGUACAAUGUGACUGAGGACGCAAUUGAUUUCUUCAUUACAUUGUUUGACGGGAACAUUGAAAAUGCUGUUGCUAUACUGAAAAUCUUGGAGGGUGAUGAAGGAACAAUUAGGUGGCUGCAAACAAUCAAGCAUAAUGUGUAUAAGAUCCUGGAAGAGAUGAUGAAGAGAGACACUGUCUUCACCACUGUGUGCCACGGGGACUGUCUUAAUAAUAAUGUCCUAUUCAGGUACGAUGAAUAUGGAAAUCCAGUCGAAGCAUUACUACUAGAUUUCCAGAUAGUUCGUCGAGCAUCACUUGUUACAGACCUUCAUCUCCUCUUGAAUAUAAGUGUUUAUGGAACUGACCGGAAUACUAAUCUUGAGAACUUCCUUCAGCUCUACUACAACUCCUUUAAACAGGUUUUUGAUGCAGCUGGACUUCAAGCACCAUUCCAAUUCCAAGAACUACUCCAAGAAUAUGAGAACAAAAUAAUGUUUGGUAUACUCUGGGCACUGGCAGUAAUACCAACGAUUGUGAGUGAAGGGGAAUUCUCAGAAUGGGCGAGUUCUCGUGACAGAGCAAACUCAGAAGAAGCUAUUGGGAAUCAAAGAGAAUCUAUUGACUCAAAAAUAUCUGGCAAGCAUGGCGAGUUACGGGCACGUUUCUUGCCAAUAUUUGAUGAACUAAUAGACCAGGGGAUAAUUAAUUAAAAAAAAAUUAAAUAGGGAUCAUUCAUUCUAAGUAGGUGAUUAUACACAACAAAUAGUCUGUAAUAUUUGUAUUUUUAUCUGCUUUUAUUACAUAUUUUUAUCAAAUUUGACUUCUUCGUCUGUUUGGAUCAAAGCUUGUAACUAAAUUUUCGACCGAUGGACUUGAAAUUUUACAUGGUCACUCAAUCCGGGGAUAAUACAACCUUGCGUGAUCAGCACAUCAGCAGUGACCUUUAAUGACCUCUCACAGUGUCUCAGGAUUUUUAUGAAAAUCUUCGGAUUUUUUCACUACUUCUUUGGCUCGGUAGAAGAAGUUAAUAAUUCCACGAAUUUUUCAAAACUUCGUUGCCUCGACAGGAUAUCACGUUCAGUUUCGUUACCUGCCAUCAUUAAUCAGUUAAUAUUUCUGUCAAAUCUACAAAGUAUAAAAUAAAAAAAAUAUGUAAAAUAUCAAAACAUGUUUUUUUUUCUUGAAUGCACUAAAAAGUACAAAAUGAUUUUUAAGAGAAAAUUUUCUUACACUUAACCGUACUAUAAAAAUUAAAGCGUCUGGUACCAACAUGUAAGAAAUGCUACGAGAACAUUUUUUUUUCAAUUUUUAGUAGCACUUCCUUCUGUUUGGCGCCCACGCUAUUAUUAUUUUUUUUUUUUCAAUAUAAUUAAUUAUAAGAAAAUUCUGGUUUGUCUAAACUUUUUUUUUUUUUUUUACUUUUCAGUGCAUUUUAAUAAAAACAUGUCUAAGUAUUUUUAUCUUUGUACAAACUUCAUGUGAGGAUUAUUAUUUUCAUAUUCAUAUUCAUAUUCAUAUUCAUAAAAUAAUAUAUGGCUUUGUGAAUAUACUUCCAUGUUUUCUAGGCUGAAUAGACUUUAUCCCGAUGAUUGUUUGUAGUCUACUUAUGACAGCAAGACAAAAAAAAAAAAAUAGUUCGUGAUAUAUAUUGCAAAUUAUCAUAUUAAGUACCAGCUGCACCAGUGUAAAAACAUGCGAUAAAAACCGUGACCCGUUUAGUUUUUAGUUUUUUCCGUCAUCAUCAGGGGAAGUUAGGAACUGGUACGCUAUGGUAGAAAUUUACAUCAUUUAAUGGCAGGGCGAUACAAGCAAACAUACAGAUAGCUGAGACUGUAUUGACACCAAACAGGAACGAGGAUGAGGAGUCUCCACUUUUUUCUGAUUAGUAAGAAUAGUUUUUAACUGAAAAAAUAUUUACGACUGUCAAGGAAAAAUGAAUAUGUUUACCUCACUCGGGACGUACUUAUCCCACCCUUCCGACCAUCUCCCAUCCGCCGUUUUUCAAGCAUGAAUAGAAUAAGUCUUAUUCCAAUAUAUAUUUUUUGUAAUCAAUUUUAGGGGAAAAAAUUGUUGGGUAAUAUCUUUUUAUAAAUUACCUUCACCAUUAAUAACAUGAUGAAAUUAAGCAUUGUCCCAGUCAAAUUGACUACAAAAAGCUUUUGCUUCUGUACACUAACAACCAGAUAAUAGAUUUUUUUUUCUCAUGAAAAACCUUACCUGACCUGUAGUUCGAAAUCAGUCUCGGUCAUUGCAAAAGAAAGUCUUAUUGAGCUUCUCCUCCGACAAAACGUCAAAAGUUUUGUCACUGGCUGGACUUCUAAGAUUAUUUAGUGAAUUAAUUUCUUGCUAUUGGACAAUUAUGUAAUGUUGAUAUGCAAAAGAACUGAUUCUAGGUGAGCUUCUAUAAAACUAUAUUUGAAUGAUACAUUGUGCUCUAGUGUUCUAAGUCUUGAUCUUACCAAUAUUUAUAAAGUAAUUUAGGUAUGCUGUACACUACUUUACGUCUGAUUCCAUUUCAUGGGUGCUUUCAGCCGAUAGAUGACAAAUGAAAGCUAUUGUUCACCUCUAUGAUUUAAAUAUUAAGUCAUUUUUUAAUUAUUAUUAAUUUCAAAUGUAAGUCAUAGCAAUAAAAUGCCUUAAUGGCACAUUAUUUUGAAGUCAUGGUUAUAUCUGGAAAUUGUUUCUGAAAAUUUAAACAAGACCUACAUCUUCAUUAAAAUUGUAAUAGUUUAGUAAGUGAGGUGACUUUAAAAAAUUUCUUCAGCCCCUUCCAGUUCCCUAGGACCAGGGAAAGGUUCCAGGUGAAUGUGAAUAAAACAGAGGUUUUGGUGAGCAGUAGGGAAGAUAGAGGCAGAAGAGCAAUGCAAGAAAGAAGAGGCCCGAUUAUAAAAAAGGUGGAAAAGUUUAAAUACUUAGGAUCUACUUUAAGCUAACUAACUAACAUUGAAAAUAAACUGAAAAUUAUGUAAUCUUUUGUAGGUUUAAGAAAUAUUUUAAAACAAUUAAUA
Messenger RNA from Macrobrachium nipponense, 3732 nucleotides. RefSeq lists its product as uncharacterized. Bases 160 to 1434 code for a protein of 424 amino acids. The transcript has 3 exons. The record is from RefSeq and is a predicted model, not a curated record. NCBI's taxonomy places the organism in Eukaryota, Metazoa, Arthropoda, Malacostraca, Decapoda, Palaemonidae.